UAGGACUUCAAUACGCAACGCAACGUGUCCCUGUGCUGUUGACUGGGAAGCCCCUAGCGCGGAGCUGCCAACGCCCGGCGUACAGACACAAACAGAGGAGACGAUCUUGAAUGAGUAGCGAAGACUGUAAAACGCAGCUAUGCAGACCAUCAAGUGUGUUGUAGUUGGGGACGGUGCUGUGGGUAAAACAUGCCUGCUCAUCUCUUACACCACAAACAAGUUUCCCUCUGAAUAUGUACCUACGGUCUUUGAUAACUAUGCUGUUACUGUAAUGAUUGGAGGCGAGCCCUACACUCUGGGCUUGUUUGAUACAGCAGGUCAGGAAGACUACGACAGGUUACGACCUCUGAGUUAUCCCCAGACAGAUGUCUUCCUCGUCUGUUUCUCUGUUGUGUCCCCCUCCUCGUUUGAAAACGUUAAAGAAAAGUGGGUUCCAGAGAUCACCCAUCACUGUCCAAAGACCCCCUUCCUCCUAGUUGGGACGCAGAUUGACUUGCGGGAUGACCCCUCAACUAUAGAGAAGCUGGCCAAGAACAAGCAGAAGCCCAUCGGCCCGGAGACAGCCGAGAAGCUGGCGAGAGACCUCAAGGCUGUGAAAUAUGUGGAGUGCUCAGCCCUCACACAGCGAGGGCUGAAGAAUGUAUUUGACGAAGCUAUCCUAGCUGCCCUUGAGCCACCUGAGACGCAGGGAAAAGGGAAAUGCUGUAUAUUUUAAACUCUCUGUGCCACUUCUCUCAUGACUGCUCUUAUUCUCUCAUUCCUUUACCCCCUCUUUCUCCUUUCUUAUCUUCUCCUCUCCUCACUCUAUCUCUUUACAUGUGCUGCUUUUUUAACCUAGUCCCAAUCUCAGACAUCUAACCAGUCCAUCAUACUGAUAUUAGUCUUAUCCCCUGCCACUAACUACUACUGCAACUAAUCUGUGUUCUGGCCUCAUUCACUCUACUGCCUUUUUACACUUCAGUGACUUGUUGCCUGACCUCCAACUGCUGACAUUUAGUUUGUUUACUGUGGUAAUUAACUUCAUAUCUUAUUUCUGGACUGAUUUAUGUCCACUUAGUUUAAAUUGUAAAUCUUCUUGCAUUUUUAGUUUUCCUACUUCGGUCCGGUGCUUCAUUCAUGUGGCCCCUGGCCAGCAGUCAAACUGAAUCUUACAGAGGAUGCAGGAUGUAAUUUGGGAUGUAGCCAUUGUUUUAGUUUCUCUCCCUUCUAUCCUGGAGUAGUAGUGAAUGUGGGGGGUGGGUUCAGACCACGGCGAGGGGCAGUGGCUUCAAAUAGAAAAUGAUCUAUACACUAAACAGAGCUUCCAUUUCUAAUGCUAAUGUAUUUUUUGUACUACUAUUGAUCAAUCAAUCAAUCAAUCAAAUUUUAUUUGUAUAGCCCAUAUUCACAAAUCACAAUUUGUCUCAUAGGGCUUGAAGUGAUGUGGUGAUAAACACAGCGUAAGAGUAUGACUAUGGUUACAUAUACAGUGCACUCAUUCACGAUAAUAACAAAGCAACACCUGAUUUGUUUUUCAAAUUGUUUAAAAAGGAAAAACUGAAAUAUCACAUUGAUGGUAGUAUUCAGUUGUUUUGCUAUUACUUGAAAUUUGAGUCAGACACCUAUUUCUUUAGAUGUUUCUACAUCUUGAAUGAAAAUAAAUGAAAUAAGAAUUAAGAUAAAUGAUUGACUAAUGCUUUUGAAAAACACUCACUAUCUAUACAAGGUCUCACAGCUGAUGAAGUAUAUCAGAGCAAAAACCAAACCAUGAGGUUGAAGGAGCUACUACCUCCAGAGCUCAGAGACAGGAUUGUGUCGAGGCACAGAUCUGGGUUAAACUACAAAAACACUUUCUGCUGCAUUAAAGGUUAUUUUCUAAGAGCCUCAGUGUCCUCCAUCCACUCUUAAAUGGAAGACGUUUGGUUUAACCAGGAUUUAGACAAAUUUAGAGAUUGAGGGAUAAUAGUCUUGGUAAUAGACGAGGCCAAGAACCUGAUGGUCACUCUGGAUGUGAAAAGAGAAACGUACAGAAGAACAAGCAUCACUGUUGCACUCUUAUCAAUCUUGGCUUCUUGGCAGUGGUCACACAAAAGCAUCCAUACGGAGAGAUGCGUGAAAGCACCCAAAGGACAGAGAAUGGAGGGAUCAUUCCCAUUCCAAUACCACCCUAACGGUAAAGCAGCAUCAGAUUGCGUAGUAGUUGUUGGUGUUUUUUUCCAGCAGAAUCGGGGUUAAGGGAAGACUGAACAAGGUGCAGAGAUAUCCUUAAAGUAAACCUGGUCCAGAGACUGAGCUUGAAAGUCCAUUUUACAAUCAGCGAAUUGGAUUUAUAUCCCAAUCAACAUCUUUGAAAACAAUACUAGAGGAGACUUGAGGCUGUAAUCGCUGCAUAAAGUUCUUCAACUAAACACUGAGUUAAGGGUCUAAAUAUGUCAGUGUGAUAUUUGAUCUUUUCUUUGUAAAACAUUUGAAACACUCGAAGCAUAAGGCUGCAACAUAAAAAUGUGAAAAUAGUAAAGGGUUUCUAAAUACUUUGUGAAUGCACUGCAGGACUUUUAAAUGCUAAUGUCAGAUAGUGUGUUUGGCCAUUUCGUUAUUAUAACCACUAGAUGACAUCUUGUACUUUUUGGUACUAGAAUACUAUUGAUUUCCAAAUUGGUUCAUUUGGUUCAAGUUUCUUUUAAGAUUAAAUAUUCUAAAUACAAUGGUUUGUCUUAUUUGGCCCAAUGCUCUCUAUAUACGACAUCAACGUGCCAUCAACUGUGGUGCAUAUCCUGCCUUGUUAGAAGUCCAGAUAAUAUAAAAGCUAUGAUUGUGUGAAAUGACCUGUAUAACAAAUUAAUAAAGGACAGAUGAACUUGC
This is a messenger RNA of Hippoglossus stenolepis (Pacific halibut), 2841 nucleotides long. Its product is annotated as cell division control protein 42 homolog. Gene Ontology annotation, molecular function: GTPase activity; GTP binding. The record is from RefSeq and is a predicted model, not a curated record. The transcript has 6 exons. Lineage: Eukaryota; Metazoa; Chordata; Actinopteri; Pleuronectiformes; Pleuronectidae. Gene Ontology annotation, biological process: small GTPase-mediated signal transduction; modification of synaptic structure. Gene Ontology annotation, cellular component: dendritic spine. Bases 140 to 715 code for a protein of 191 amino acids.